CUUAGUGGGAGAACCUGUUCGUAUAAAAUGUGCACUGUUUUAUGGAUACAUAAGAGCAAAUUACACUCUAGCACAAAGUGCUGGACUCAGUUUGAUGUGGUACAAAAGCUCUGGACCUGGAGAUUUUGAGGAACCUAUAGCUUUUGAUGGAGCCAGAAUGAGCAAAGAGGAAGAUGCGAUUUGGUUUCGUCCAACGGUGGCACAGGACAGUGGACUUUAUGCAUGUGUCAUAAGAAACUCUACUUACUGUAUGAAAGUAUCAAUUUCACUGACAGUGGGUGAAAAUGACACUGGCCUCUGCUACAACUCAAAGAUGAAAUACUUUGAAAAAGCUGAACUUAGCAAAACCAAGGAAAUCUCAUGCCCUGACAUACAGGAUUUUUUAAUACCGUAUAGAGAGCCUGAAAUCAUCUGGUAUAAGGAAUGCCAAGUCACAAGCUGGAGACCAAGUAUUCUGUUCAGAAAGGACACUCUUGUUAUCAGGGAGGUCAGAGAAGAUGACAUUGGAAAUUAUACUUGCGAAUUAAAAUACGGACUGUUUUCUGUCAGAAGAACUACAGAAUUAACAGUUACAGGCCAUUCUGCUAAUCUAACCUGUCGAGCAUUCUUUGGAUACAGCGGAGAAGUCAGCCCUUUAAUGUACUGGAUGAAAGGCGAAAAGUUUAUUGAGGAUUUGGAUGAAAGUCGGGUUUGGGAAAGUGAUAUUAGAAUUCUUAAGGAACAUCUUGGAGAACAAGAAGUUUCCAUCUCACUAAUUCUUGAUUCAGUAGAAGAAGGAGACCUCGGAAAUUACUCAUGUUAUGUUGAAAAUGGAUAUGGCCGUAGACAUGCUACUGUCGUUCUACUCAAAAGGGAGCUGAUGUAUACAGUUGAGCUUGCUGGUGGGCUUGGUGCUAUUCUGCUACUACUUGUUUGUUUAGUGACUAUCUACAAGUGCUACAAGAUUGAGAUUAUGCUAUUCUACAGGAAUCAUUUUGGUGCUGAAGAACUAGAUGGAGAUAACAAAGAUUAUGAUGCAUACCUGUCAUACACCAAAGUGGAUCCUGACCAGUGGAACCAAGAAACUGGGGAAGAAGAACGAUUUGCUCUUGAGAUCUUACCAGAUAUGCUUGAAAAGCAUUAUGGAUACAAAUUGUUCAUUCCAGAUAGAGACCUAAUUCCAACUGGAACAUACAUAGAAGAUGUGGCAAGAUGUGUAGACCAAAGCAAGCGAUUGAUCAUUGUCAUGACACCAAAUUAUGUGGUGCGAAGAGGCUGGAGUAUCUUUGAACUAGAAACAAGACUCAGAAACAUGUUGGUGACAGGAGAAAUUAAAGUGAUACUGAUUGAAUGCAGUGAACUCCGAGGGAUUAUGAACUACCAGGAGGUUGAGGCCCUGAAGCAUACCAUCAAACUCUUAACUGUUAUUAAAUGGCAUGGCCCCAAAUGCAACAAGUUGAAUUCCAAAUUCUGGAAACGUUUACAGUAUGAAAUGCCUUUUAAGAGGAUAGAACCCAUCACACAUGAGCAGGUUUUAGAUGUUAGUGAGCAGGGGCCCUUUGGGGAACUGCAGACGGUCUCAGCAAUUUCUAUGGCUGCUGCUACCUCCACUGCUCUAGCCACUGCCCAUCCUGACCUGCGCUCCACCUUUCAUAACACAUAUCAUUCCCAGAUGCGCCAGAAACACUAUUAUCGAAGCUAUGAAUACGACGUACCUCCUACUGGCACCCUGCCUCUUACCUCAAUAGGUAACCAGCAUACUUACUGCAACAUCCCUAUGACACUUAUUAAUGGGCAGAGGCCACAAACAAAAACUAACCGGGAGCCAAACCCCGACGAGGCUCAUACAAACAGUGCAAUACUGCCACUCUUACCACGGGAAACAAGUAUCUCAAGUGUCAUUUGGUGACAUCAGUGCAAGGGGGAAUUUGGUCCCCUUGUGUAGAAGUGAAGUCUGCAGUCUGGUGCCUGGAACUACAUCCUCGACUGCUGCUGUUACACAUGCAUUACAAUCUAUGAAAUAUGAGGAAAAACAGGGUCUUGUACAUAUGUUUUUGCAAAAUUCCUUUGUAGCAUCAGUCUUCCUGUUUUACCCAUGUCUCUUGCCAUUCACAUUUUGACUUUGUUUUAUAUGUCAUUGGGAUUUGUAUAUUUACAUUUUUUAAAAAAGAGAGAGGAAUGAAGAGACUGCUGUAUAGGACAAACUUUUUUGCUUCAUUAGUAUAGUUUGAGUUGUUUGGUUUUUUGGUUUGUUUUUUUUAACAUUUCUUGGAAUGCUUGGACAAAACUCUGUUGAAUACAGAAGCACUGUCUGUUUUGUUGGCCUGCCUAGCCUGAUACCCAGAGGCUAUGUCUGCAGCAAUUCACCAGUGUGUGUGUGAGAGAGAGAAAGAGCACUUGUUCUUAGGAGGACCCUACUGAAAAUUCAUAGUCCUUUCAUCAUUUAUUAUCCCACUGCAACACCCUGUCCCCUUACCUCACUUUUUUUACAGCACCACACAGAGUGAAAUUACAGAUGGUCUAAUUGUCUAACAUUUCACAUAGUAAAUAGUUGUGGAAAAAAGCAAAAUAAAAACUUCCCAGUCUGUAUCACUUGCUUCACAAUAACCACUAUGACCACUAUGGAGUAUGUAGAAAGAAAAAUAG
Molecule: messenger RNA, 2625 nt
Organism: Sceloporus undulatus (fence lizard)
Lineage: Eukaryota; Metazoa; Chordata; Lepidosauria; Squamata; Phrynosomatidae
Gene: IL1RAPL1
Product: interleukin 1 receptor accessory protein like 1
Exons: 8
Coding region: 95-1888 (597 amino acids)
Biological process (GO): signal transduction; negative regulation of exocytosis
Molecular function (GO): interleukin-1 receptor activity
Source: RefSeq, a predicted model, not a curated record